CUGAAUUCAUGAAUACUGCAAUGUUUCAUGAUUCACGUUGGCUGACAUCGGUUGAAAUGUAUCACAAAAGUCUAUAUUGCUAUAUAUUGAUAAAACCAGAGAACACGACAUUUCUGCCAUCUGUGUAGAAAUACUAUAGUUACUAAAGCAUGGAAUCGCGCGUGUACAGAGUUGAUAACUGGUUGAAAACUGCACGGUGACAACAGGUCAGAGCUUACAAUUAUAUGUCGCAGGCAGGAAGUUAUAAGCAGUUGUGAAAAUUUCAUGAACUACCGGAGAAAUGAUGAAAGAAAUCCACAAGAUUCCUAAAGAGGGUCGACUGAAAGAAUUCUACAUCUUGUCGACCGAAUGGUAUGAGGAAAAUGUGAUUUUGACAGUUGUAGAUAACGAUAUAACUUGGACAGGAGAGACGGAUUCGGCCAAGAUUACAGAGUUUUGUGAUGCCUUGCACAAAACGAAAGAGAACUUCAUGAUAGAAUUGAAAAGUGCCUUGUCCGGUAACGAAAAAGAGUUUACAUUCUCAAUGGAAGAAGACAAUUUUAUUGUUAAAAAGGUUGAUUUGAAGUCAAAUAUCAAAGUAAAAUUUUGUAGUAUCCCAUUGAAAAGGGUACCUUCAAUCCCAGUAUUUAUGACUAUUGUAAGUGAGUUGCUUGAUCAAGACAAGAUCAGUAAGAAAAACAUGUCAGAAUUAAGCCAUGAUGUUCAGGAUCUGAAAGCUGAACUCAAAACUUGCAAAGAGAAGUUGCUGCAUUUUGCUAGUGAAAAAGCAUCAUUGGAAACCAUACUUUAUUCAAAGUUUUGUGAAAUUUUGAAUGCAAAAAAGAGAAGAAUUGCUGAUCUUGAGUCAUCAAUUGGUGAGUGUAGCAGAUCUUCACCUGAAGGCGCAUCACAUAUUAGUGAGCAUGAAAAGAUAAGCACCAGUGUAACAAUAAGACAUACAAAUACUACCAAUUCUUCUCUCCCAAAAAGGAAGUGCCUUAAAGAGGCAGUAUCUGAAGAACUAAGCCAGGAAGCUUCAAAUAUUACUAUCCCUCAAGGUGAAUCUGUACUUGACCAUGAAAAUUCUAAUCAUUAUGACAGUGAUACAGAAGUGGAAACUGAUGAUGAUAGUGUUGUCAGUAAUUCAGCUGUGAUAAAAACUUCAGAUUGUGAUGUAUCAGAGAGAACUUCCCAAAGAAUUUUGCCUAAAAGAACUUUCAGUAAUAGUAUUUUACCUAAAAGAACAUUUACCGGAAGUAUUUUACCAAAAAGAAUUUCUAAUGAAAGUGUUAAUAUUAAAAAUGAAGAAAAGACCAAUGAUCUGCCUCAGCCAAGUGUGAUGGAGAUUGAAGAAUUUAAUUCUCAGUCUCUUCUUGAUGAGUAUUAAAUAGGAAAUUAAGAGGAAAGAUGGCUUUCCUCAAUUUGUAUCAUUACAUCAGAAUUGCAAAUAAUGAUCUAAAUUUGAUAUGUUUUAAUUGAAUGAGAAAAUGUUGGUAGUUGUGUAGGUACAAAUAAAUUUAAACAAAUUAUAUUGCAUGUAGUUUUAUUCAACUACUCCAUAAUACAGUGAACAUUUCUAUUUUACAUCACUACACUUUACAGUGUUCAAAUGUAUCAGUAAAUAUUUAAAAUUUCACUUGCACACAUUUGGUUUGCUUUCUUGCCCAGUCAUUCUUGUGUUUUUUGAAUGGCAACGUAACACGAUACUGAUCUGGAGGAUAUUUGGGGAAACAUGGCUCAAUAGUUUCCCAAUGGUUAGGUAUUGGCCUUGGUCUUUGUACUAAGUUUGUUCCGUAAAAGAACUCCAUUCGAGAAAUUUUGUGGUACGCACGAUACAAAAUGAAGAAGGUCUCAGGAUCAAAAGGUGGCUCACUAAGUCUUCUGUGUUGCCGCUCUCUUGUCAUGCCUCCAAGUUUGCGAAUACCAGCUGUUAAUUGCUGUAUUCAACACCAUAAAAUUUCAUAUUAUUUU
Gryllus bimaculatus (two-spotted cricket) is the source of this 1950-nucleotide messenger RNA. NCBI's taxonomy places the organism in Eukaryota, Metazoa, Arthropoda, Insecta, Orthoptera, Gryllidae. The record is from the annotation of a GenBank genome assembly.